AUGGUAGACCCAGUUUCGCGAAGGCUAAUAAAAGAACUUAAAGACUAUCAAAAAGAGCCUAACCCUGAUCUUGCUGAAUUAUCUCCCGUACAAGACGACAACCUUUUAAUUUGGAAAGCAGUUUUGCGAGGGGAAGUUGAUACGCCUUAUGAAGGCGGGAAUUGGACUUUGCGUAUAGAAAUACCAAAAACAUAUCCGAUUCAUCCACCAAGGAUUAAAUUUUUGACCAAGAUCUGUCACCCUAAUAUAGCUUUCAAGACAGGGGAAAUAUGUUUGGACAUUUUAAAAACAGCCUGGAGUCCUGCUUGGACUUUACAAUCUGCUUGUAUGGCAAUUAGAUUAUUAUUAUCAAAUCCAGAACCUACUAGUCCAUUAAAUUGUGAUGCAGCAAAUUUACUUAGAUGUGGUGAUUUUAUGGGAUAUGAAUCGUUGGUACGAAUGUAUACUCAACUUUUCGCCACUAAUCAACCCGAGUACGAAGGAACUUCAUAA
This is a messenger RNA of Diversispora eburnea, 492 nucleotides long. The record is from the annotation of a GenBank genome assembly. NCBI's taxonomy places the organism in Eukaryota, Fungi, Glomeromycota, Glomeromycetes, Diversisporales, Diversisporaceae.